AUACCACACCACACCACCGUCGACGGUGACAAGCAUCGUCGUCGACUGCAACGAAGCAACCAUCCCCCCUCUCGCCAACCGCAGCGUGUCAGCGCCAUUUGACACACGAUGGGUGCCGGCAAGAAGCGCAAGCGAAUCACGCUGAGGGAUCUCCUGGCGCGCCCGUGGUGCUACUACUGCGAGCGCGACUUCGACGACCAGAAGAUCCUCGUCGACCACCAGAAGGCCAAACACUUCCACUGCCAGGUCCACGGCUGCCACCGCAAGCUCGGCACCGCCGGCGGCCUGCGCGUGCACAUGCAACAGGUGCACAAGGAAGAGCUGCAAGAAGUGCCCAACGCCAUGCCCGGCCGCGAAGACCCCAACGUCGAGGUCUUUGCCAUGAUCGGCAUCCCGGAGCCCAUCAUGAAUGCCUACAACAAAGCCAUCACCGACGGCUACGAGGCACACGCGCACCGCUUCCGCCAAGAGACCGGCAACUUCCUGCCAGGGUCGAUUGACCCAGAGGAGAUGCCCGUGCACAAGAAGAAGAAGACGGAGCCGACGGAAGAAGAGAAGGCCGCCAAGAAGGCCGAGAUUCUGCGUCGCAAGGAGGAGGUUCUGGCGAGGAAGAGGGCUGCAGCUGGGGCCAAGGCAGUCGGCAGUGGUGCUGCUACGACUCCAGCAGCUCCUGUCGCCGCCAAGCCUGUGACGCCCGUCCAAGCUCCGGUCUACAAUACUUCACCUGCACCACAGGCUUGCCCACCACCGGCUACUGCUGUCUUCCCGCCUAUCAUGGUCCAACCGGCGAUGCCGCCUCCAAUUUUCGGCGCUUACCCACCUGCCUUCCCACCGCCUAUGCCGCCAAGCAUGUCGCCAAACAUGCCACAACAGAUUCCUUACGGCCACGCCACUCCUGUCUCCAAUGUCAGCGCGCCUGUCGUACUCCCAUUUAUGCCGCCACCAGGCGUGCGCGGUCCACCGAUGCCACCUGGCUUCUCUCCGCCACCCGCCUUCUCUCCACCGGCUCAUCUGUCCCCUGGAACCACCGGCAACUCUCCCGCUUUCCGCAAGCCAUCGACUGAGAGCCCUCCUCCGCAAGCUUCCAAGCCUGUCGCCGAUACCUCUUCCAGCGACCCAUUCAUGGACGGCAUCUCGCAAUUGAUGGAUGAGGCUCAAGCCACGGCCAUUGCAAGAUCCAUCGAACCUUCUACCAAGACUGAGCCGAACAUCAAGGCCGAGCCCUCUGCUUCUCAGCCAGAAAAGGCCACUGUCGCAGGCAAGAAGAAGGCCGAUAAGGGAGCCGAGAAGACCUUUCAGCCGCUCGCUGAUAACACCACGAGCUUCGAGGAGGCCAGAGCUCGUGUGAACAGGGAGCUUCCGCUCAUCGAUGGUCUCGGCCAGGAUUGGAAGGACAAGCUCGCAAAGCUCCAGAUAUCUGAUUCCGAUGCCGAGACAGAUCCCAGCACUCAGCAGCAACCUGGCCAAGAUGAUGGACUGGAUCGCACACGGCAAAGCCCUGCCGCCUCUUCCUGAUCAGCUAAGUCCUUUACCUUGACCCUUGGUCAUUGACUCGUCUGAAGGGAUGGGCUAACUUAGCACGACACAAUAUCACUCAACAGGGUUGGAGAACCGCGCAGCUAAGUCUUUUUCCUCACGCGAUGUUGACCAUGGCUCGAUCAGGCUGACCUGACAACACUUUUACGCCCCGCGGUCACCAUUGGCGUGACUGCUUCAUCGUUGCGAACAUCGCUAUGCGUCUGAAGUACGUUUGAGAGCAGAUGCAUGAGGCAUAUUUGCUCUGGAAGGCUCUCUAUGUCAUGUACUGAAAAUGCGCUUUUGCGCUGCUCUGGGAGUAGCGGACACUAGCUAGCGCCUGCAUAGUAAGUCGAAUCAAGCGUGAGUGCUUUCAU
Molecule: messenger RNA, 1892 nt
Organism: Pseudocercospora fijiensis CIRAD86
Lineage: Eukaryota; Fungi; Ascomycota; Dothideomycetes; Mycosphaerellales; Mycosphaerellaceae
Exons: 3
Coding region: 109-1515 (468 amino acids)
Source: RefSeq, a predicted model, not a curated record